GCAGUCCGAACAACAAUCAAAAUCCAAGGCACCCAUUAAAUUGCAUUUUCUAUUAACAAGAAAAUCAGAAUUGCAUCCACGUACACCAUCUCCAUCCGGAAAUCUAUCAUCAUUCAUCAAUCCGAGCCUACAGUACUAAUCGAUUCUAGCAGAACCUUUACUGUGAAUUCUUGACGCCCCUCCGUCCGCUCUUUAUCUCCAAUUUCAACACAGAACAAGACCCAGGCCAGCACAGUACUCCCUCGCCUCGCUCAGGGAGCUCGAAUUCGACUUCACUGAAAAAACUCGAUAAUUCCUACGGAGAGAGAAGGUCUAUUACUAUUAGCCUAUUACCAAGUAAACUUGGAAACAGCCAAAGCGAGCGAGCAAUGGCUUCCAUAUCCAAUCCCCUCCUCUCCUCAACUUUCCUUGGUACUCAACUCCACCUCUCUCCCCCCACCCCCAAAACUACCAAACCCUCUUUCCCUCUUUCUCUUAUCACUAAAAGGAAAUUCCUCAUCACUAAAUCCACUCUGAAAAGAAACCCCAUUUCAAAUUCAAACACCCUCAGAAACAUCCCAUCUCAGGCCACUUUGGCUGCCCUAAUUUUCUCCUCCAUUGCACAAAACCCUCCCGCGGCCCUGGCCAUAGAUAACAACAUCAACACCCCAUCUCCCCCACCUGCAAUUGAAGCCGAAGCCACCAAGGCCAACCCCUCUGCAUCCUCUCCUUUCUCCCAAAAUCUUCUCCUUACUGCCCCAAAACCACAAGCCCAGUCGACAUCUGAUCUCCCUGAAGGUAGUCAAUGGCGAUACAGCGAAUUCCUCAAUGCAGUCAAGAAAGGAAAGGUCGAACGUGUUCGCUUCAGCAAAGACGGGAGUGCCCUCCAGCUCACCGCUGUCGAUGGCCGUCGAGCCACCGUUACCGUCCCUAACGACCCAGAUCUGAUCGACAUCCUCGCGAUGAACGGCGUCGACAUUUCCGUCUCGGAGGGUGACUCCGGCAACGGCCUUUUCAAUUUCAUCGGGAAUCUUCUUUUCCCGUUCCUCGCCUUCGCUGGAUUGUUCUUCCUCUUCCGACGAGCACAGGGAGGCCCAGGUGGCCCAGGCGGUCUCGGUGGUCCGAUGGACUUCGGUAGGUCGAAAUCCAAAUUCCAGGAGGUCCCGGAGACUGGGGUGACUUUUGCUGAUGUCGCCGGUGCCGACCAGGCGAAAUUGGAAUUGCAGGAGGUUGUUGAUUUCUUAAAGAACCCGGACAAGUAUACUGCACUUGGAGCGAAAAUCCCUAAAGGUUGUCUCUUGGUCGGACCUCCUGGAACUGGAAAGACCCUUUUGGCCCGUGCCGUUGCUGGAGAAGCUGGAGUGCCGUUUUUCUCGUGUGCUGCGUCGGAGUUUGUGGAGUUGUUCGUAGGAGUUGGAGCAUCGAGGGUUCGGGACUUGUUCGAAAAGGCAAAGUCCAAGGCCCCCUGCAUUGUAUUUAUUGAUGAAAUUGAUGCCGUGGGUAGGCAGCGUGGGGCUGGGCUCGGAGGUGGAAACGAUGAGAGGGAGCAGACAAUCAACCAGCUUCUGACGGAGAUGGAUGGGUUCUCUGGCAACAGUGGUGUGAUCGUCCUGGCUGCCACCAACAGGCCGGACGUCCUUGAUGCCGCAUUGCUAAGGCCUGGUAGGUUCGAUCGGCAGGUCACAGUCGACAGGCCUGAUGUGGCCGGUAGAGUCAAGAUACUUCAGGUGCACUCCAGAGGAAAGGCACUUGCAAAGGAUGUGGAUUUUGAAAAGAUUGCAAGAAGAACUCCUGGUUUUACAGGUGCUGAUUUGCAAAACUUGAUGAAUGAAGCAGCCAUUCUUGCAGCCAGGCGGGACCUCAAGGAGAUAAGCAAAGACGAGAUAUCUGAUGCUUUGGAGAGGAUAAUUGCUGGGCCUGAGAAGAAGAAUGCAGUAGUGUCAGAUGAGAAAAAGAAAUUAGUUGCUUAUCAUGAGGCUGGGCAUGCUCUGGUAGGUGCACUCAUGCCAGAAUAUGAUCCAGUUGCUAAGAUCUCUAUCAUCCCUCGUGGGCAAGCUGGUGGGCUUACAUUUUUUGCUCCAAGUGAAGAGCGGCUUGAGUCUGGGUUAUACAGCAGAAGCUACCUGGAGAACCAAAUGGCUGUAGCACUUGGUGGAAGGGUUGCGGAAGAGGUCAUAUUCGGGAAAGAUAAUGUCACAACUGGAGCUUCCAACGACUUCAUGCAGGUUUCACGUGUGGCUAGGCAGAUGGUUGAACGGUUUGGAUUCAGUAAAAGGAUCGGACAGGUUGCCAUUGGUGGACCUGGUGGCAAUCCCUUCUUAGGUCAACAGAUGUCAUCCCAGAAGGAUUAUUCAAUGGCCACUGCAGAUGUAGUGGAUGCAGAAGUGAGAGAACUGGUAGAGAGGGCAUAUGCAAGGGCCACGCAGAUCAUUACGACCCAUAUUGACAUCCUCCACAAGCUUGCUCAACUUCUUAUGGAGAAAGAGACCGUGGAUGGGGAAGAGUUCAUGAGCCUCUUCAUUGACGGCAAGGCGGAGUUAUACGUUGCUUAACCCACCCACCUAUCACCUCUUAAAAUUCUUGUUGUAUUAUAAUAUUAUUUAAUAAGACACAUACACAUCUUGAAAAAAGAAAUUAUUUCCUUAGAAUGGAGAAAAAAA
Messenger RNA from Nelumbo nucifera (sacred lotus), 2639 nucleotides. It is a transcript of the gene VAR1, whose product is annotated as FtsH extracellular protease family. Gene Ontology annotation, biological process: proteolysis. Gene Ontology annotation, molecular function: ATP-dependent peptidase activity; ATP binding; ATP hydrolysis activity. Gene Ontology annotation, cellular component: chloroplast thylakoid membrane. Lineage: Eukaryota; Viridiplantae; Streptophyta; Magnoliopsida; Proteales; Nelumbonaceae. The record is from RefSeq and is a predicted model, not a curated record.